AAUCCAAUAUUCAUUUGUUGCUCAUUGAUUCAUUAGCAUAAAGCCUUGCCUUUUGAUCAAUAUAAAUAUUUAUACUAAGUAUGAUAAUGUUACUACUAUUCACGUAUUCUGUAUUCCUUCAAUUCUUCAUGUUUAGCAGCUAGCUAGUACCGUACAGGUAACAGGUGGUGUAAAUUAACCAAUGCAACUAGGAUAUCGAUCAUGGCAACUAAACCAGUUUCAUUCCUAUCUUUUUUCUUUGUUUACUUCCUUCUUUCUCAAGGAAGCUGGAGAAAAACAGAAGCAGCAAGAAUUUUCACCAUAAGAAACGAUUGCAAAGAGACAAUAUGGCCAGCUGUAACACCUGGCGAAUCCUUUGAAGGAGGAGGCUUCACCUUAAAACAAGGCCAAUCAAUGGUAUUCAAUGCUCCAGUAGGAUGGUCAGGCAGAAUCUGGGCUCGAACAGGUUGCAACUUCGACUCAAACGGCAACGGAACCUGCCUCACUGGCUCAUGUGGCACCACCCUUAAAUGCAAAGCCGCUGGGAAACCACCAGCAACCUUAGCAGAAUUCACCCUAGCCAAAGUAGACUUCUAUGACGUAAGCCUAGUAGACGGGUUCAACAUCCCAAUGGCAGUGAAACCUCUAAAUGGUGUAGGGAAUUGUACAAUAGCUGGUUGUGAUCAAGACCUAAGGGAGAACUGCCCCAAGGAGCUUUCCGUUAAGUCGUCCCACGGGAAGACAGUCGCAUGCCGGAGUGCAUGCGACGUGUUUAACACAGAUGGGUAUUGUUGUAGAGGAGUGUAUGGGAAUCCAGUGACUUGUCAUCCAAAUUAUUACUCAAAGUUAUUCAACAAGGCAUGUCCAACUUCUUAUAGUUAUGCUUAUGAUGAUCCUACCAGUAUUUUUACUUGUUCUGGAACUGAUUAUGUCAUCACUUUCUGUUCUUCCAGGUCUCAGCCGGUGUGCACGUACCAUAACAACAAACUAAUUUGCAGCAGCAACAGCGGAUCCACGAGACUCAAAUCAUUGCUCAAUAUAUGCUGCUCGUCUCUUGCGCUUGCUAUAGUAUUCCUAUUAACUUCGUGGAAUAACUUGUAAAAUUUCAGCGUUUCAUUUUGUAUAUAACUAGCCUUUUUUUUUGUGAUGUACAUUAGAGAGAUAAAGAGGCAUCACUUCAUAUACGAAGUAUGUAGAUGUAUAUGUAUAUGUAAACAUCAAAUAUCAGUGUAUGAAUAAAAUAUGAACCAUGCUGACUGCUCUCAAGUUAAGUUGGUGUUGCUGA
Molecule: messenger RNA, 1264 nt
Organism: Spinacia oleracea (spinach)
Lineage: Eukaryota; Viridiplantae; Streptophyta; Magnoliopsida; Caryophyllales; Amaranthaceae
Product: pathogenesis-related thaumatin-like protein 3.5
Exons: 3
Coding region: 202-1080 (292 amino acids)
Source: RefSeq, a predicted model, not a curated record